AUGAGUUUUUAUUUGACAGAACGACUCGAAGAACUAGUCAAGGCACAGGAUAGUGGCCUUAUUACAGAAGAAGAAUGCACACUUGCACGAACUCGCCUGCUCGAGUUCCUUGCCAUAGUCACUCCACAGACAGUGGGUGUUCUUCAUGUCAUCAAGGUUGAUGUUGACUCUGUGUUUGCCUUACUAGUGCCAGCACAAGUUUCUACACUUGAACUGCUGCUUCUAAUUCCGCCACCAAGUGAAUAUGGUAUUGAAAGGAAUCCUUCCACAACUACACAAGUUUCCUGUCCUAAAGCUCUGGACGCAGUAGAACAGUGGACAUCGUUUCUGGAGAAUGUCAGAAGCCAUCAAUUUAGUUAUGACAUAAAAACCUAUGAACGACCUGUGUUUGUUAAGGCACGAAUAACAUGUGAAGCUGAUGUGCAAUCUCUCAUAUACCAUAACAUCCUUUGGCCUUUAAAUGAUAUCCUGAAGGGUUGUAGUGAAGAAUUUAUCAGAGGCCCAGGGAGUGGUUCUAUUACUCUUGGAGAACCUGAUUUUAUUUGCAAAACAGAAAAUGAAUAUCUGUUGUUUCCAGUUGAAGCAAAAACUAAGUGGGUCAUGUCUGCUGCCAAUCCUCUGUAUCAGGCCUAUCCAAUGGCUGUUGAUGAAAUGAGGACCAGGGGACUGAGAACUCACCCAAUACAAGAUUCAGUGGUACAGAUAUUUACUUACAUGAUCUCUAAUGGCAAAAAAUAUGGCAUUCUUUCAACCUAUGAUGAACAUUGGUUCUUCUACUCACCGAAUGGAAAGAUACUACAUAUCAGUGACUCUGUUCCAUUGAGCUCUAGUGAACCAACAGUUCUCCAAUGCUAUGCAUACAUGUGUGAUAUUUCUGCAGACUCUGAUAAUUUCUCUUUCUAUUUAGCAUCUGGUCAAGAAGACACCAGUGGAAUUGAUAAGGAUAAUGCUGCUGACCCAAACUAUGAGCCCAAGGAAAGCAAAGGGCAAAGAAAAAAUAACCUUAAAGACAGAGGGGAAGCAGGUGCCAGUAGAGGCAGACCUGUAACAAGAUCCAUGACAAGGAAUGUUAAUCAGUACACCUGUAAUUAUUUAUCACUGAAGGAUAUACAUAUAAUUCGUGCAUUAGGCUAUGGAGAGUCAGGUAGCACCUUCCUUGUGACUUAUUGUGGAGAGUUGCUUGCACUUAAGGUUUGCGAUUUGUCCAAACACCCUCAGCUCCACUACCAAUUGGAGCAUGAAGUAUUUGUUUACAAAUUUUUGCAAGAUCUACAAGGAAAAUCUAUCCCCAAGCUGGCUUGUUGGGGGAGGCUUGAUGGAAGUUUUAUAUUUGCAUUAGGAAUGAGCAUGUGUGGAAGACCAGUUGAACCACAGAAACUAACCAACUUGCAAAAGAAAAAAGCUUUGGAUGUGUUGAAGUCUGUUCACCAGUAUGGAAUCAUCCAUGGGGACUUGCGAGAAGACAACAUACUUGUGAAUGACAAUGGAAAGGUGAUGUUAAUCGAUUUUGGCAGGGCAGUAUUCACAAGAUCAAAUGAGGAGCAUAACAAAGAAAUCACAGUCCUGAAAGGAAUGUUGCAUGUAUCAGAGGAUAUGGAUGUCAUUCACUCCAAUCAAAGGACUUUUUCCUCUCUAACUCCUUUAUGA
Paraglomus brasilianum is the source of this 1647-nucleotide messenger RNA. Lineage: Eukaryota; Fungi; Glomeromycota; Glomeromycetes; Paraglomerales; Paraglomeraceae. The record is from the annotation of a GenBank genome assembly.